This is a messenger RNA of Drosophila montana, 2180 nucleotides long. RefSeq names its product genderblind (gene gb). The transcript is spliced from 6 exons. Gene Ontology annotation, cellular component: membrane. Gene Ontology annotation, molecular function: L-amino acid transmembrane transporter activity. The record is from RefSeq and is a predicted model, not a curated record. The coding region runs from base 215 to 1756 and encodes 513 amino acids. Gene Ontology annotation, biological process: amino acid transmembrane transport. NCBI's taxonomy places the organism in Eukaryota, Metazoa, Arthropoda, Insecta, Diptera, Drosophilidae.
ACCCAUAGGCACACACACACACAUACACACACGCACGCACGCACACUGACACCUAAUCAUACUAAUCAAACGGAACAACGAGGCGACACUCCUCAAGUUAGCUUAAUUAAUUAGCUGGACACACCACACAAUCACAAGUCAGUUUAUUUUUGGUCAGUCUGGUUUUGUACUUGGAGCGUAGCGUGCGUGGCCGGCAUAAGCGCUGCUCAACACAAUGGCGUCCAAAGAUUUGCAGUCACCGUCAAGCGAGAUGGUGUUGCUUACACCGAACACUGAGAAUCCACCCAGCAUUGCGGCAGCUGUGACCAAGGAUAAGGAUGCCACGCGAGAGGGAUCUGCGGAAUCGGACAACAGUCGGGUUGCGAUGAAAAAACAGUUGGGCUUACUUGAGGGCGUGGCCAUUAUACUGGGCAUUAUCUUUGGAUCGGGAAUAUUUGUCUCGCCCAAAGGUGUCAUACGCGAAGUGGAGGCCGUAGGCACAUCGCUGAUUAUCUGGGUGCUAUGCGGUCUGCUCUCCAUGAUCGGCGCAUUGUGUUAUGCGGAAUUGGGCACAGCCAUACCAAAGUCUGGUGGAGAUUAUGCGUACAUCUUUGAGGCGUACGGCUCGCUGCCAGCAUUUCUAUAUCUGUGGGAUGCAAUGAUGAUAUUUGUGCCCACGACAAAUGCUAUAAUGGGUUUGACAUUCGCCUCGUACGUGUUGCAGCCUUUUUUCGCUGAUGGCUGUGAGAUACCAAAAAUCGCCCUUCAGUUGCUGGCAGCCGUUACCAUUUGCUUUUUGACCUAUUUGAAUUGCUAUUACAUGAAAAUCACAACGAAAAUGCAAAAUAUUAUUAUGUUCACAAAAAUUGCGGCAUUGGUACUGAUCAUUGUCGUCGGUGUGGUUUGGAUGCUGAUGGGCAAUGUUGAGAAUUUCAAUCAACCCUUUGAGAAUACUGAAACCGAUCCCGGCAAGCUGUCGGUGGCAUUUUACUCGGGCAUUUUCUCAUAUGCCGGCUGGAAUUAUUUGAAUUUUAUGACGGAAGAGCUGCGUGAUCCAUAUCGCAAUUUACCGCGUGCCAUUUAUAUAUCACUGCCCCUGGUCACGGGCAUUUAUGUGCUGGCCAACAUGGCCUAUCUGGCCGUAUUGUCUGCCCCUGAAAUGAUCGCCUCCAACGCCAUAGCAGUGACUUUUGGCAACAAGAUAAUGGGCAACUUCUCGCUGAUUAUACCCAUUAUGGUGGCCAUCUCAGCAUUUGGCGGUCUCUCUGUGCAUAUUAUGACCUCGUCGCGCAUGUGCUUUGUGGGCGCACGUAAUGGACACAUGCCCGCAGUGCUAUCGCACAUUAGUGUUAAGAGCUAUACGCCGCUGCCAUCGCUGGCUUUUCUGUGCCUGCUCUCGAUUGUGAUGCUGCUUGUGAGUGAUGUGUAUGUGCUCAUCACAUAUAGCAGCAUUGUGGAGUCGUUCUUUAUAAUGCUCUCGGUGUCGGCUGUUUUGUACUUUCGCCACACACGCCCCAAUAUGGAGCGUCCAAUUAAAGUCUCUUUGUGGAUACCCGCCGUGUUUGUCAUUGUGUGCGCCUUUCUGGUGGUCGUUCCGGUAUACGUCGCGCCAUUUGAGGUCUUCAUGGGCUUGAUAAUAACGCUAAUUGGCAUUCCAUUCUAUUACGUUGGCGUCGUGUGGAAGAACAAACCCAAAUGGGUGCAUGACGCGAUUGAUUCGAUGACAUUCACGUGCCAAAAACUUUUCAUGUCCGCCAAGGAGGAGAAACAGGAUUAACCGAACCCCGGAUGUAACUGAAUUUAGCCUUAUCAACAUCACAUAUAUACUAUAAAUCACACACAAUACAUCACAAAAAGAAAAAAAGGUGCAAAGACAUCGAAUAUUAGGUUUUUACUUAUUAUGUUUUGACGCAUUUGUGGAUUACGCGAAUUGUUACGCGUAUGUGCCACAUGUGCCACUUAUCUGGUAAAAAUGUUGAUUCACUUCACAAAGAGAGAAAAACUUGUUAACAUAACCAAUAAUUUGACAAUUAUUUAAAAUCAAGCAUAAAACUAUGUGCUUUUCAUCAUUUAUCAUAGAAUAUAGUUAAAUAUUUUGCCAGAUCGCACACAUCUGUGAGCUUAGCUUUAUAUUUAUUAUAUUAUUUACCAAAGUACGCCAGUAAUAUGCCAAAGUCCACAAUACAUUAUUAAAUUAUUAA